Molecule: messenger RNA, 2533 nt
Organism: Fimicolochytrium jonesii
Lineage: Eukaryota; Fungi; Chytridiomycota; Chytridiomycetes; Spizellomycetales; Powellomycetaceae
Exons: 2
Coding region: 211-2526 (771 amino acids)
Source: RefSeq, a predicted model, not a curated record
GGCGGGCUUUUCUCGCCUUCGGACACUCUCGCUGUUCCACCCAUCCCUCCUCGGCCUGGUUUCCCUCCGUGCCUUGCAUACCUUCCAAGCGAUUACAUAUAUAGCGUCACUUCUUCCAACCACGGUUUUCAUUAGGUGUAAACUACAGUAUAUCAUUCAGCCAAACCAUCAUCCCAAGCACAAUCACACGCCCCAAAAUCCUCCAAAAAAAUGCCGCCAUCAAAACUCACCCAACAGCAAUCCGCAUCAGAACUCCUCCGCCUCCGCCGCGCCGAAGAGCUCCUCUCCUACAUCGACCGCAUGAAAGCGCAAGAAGCCGCCACCCGCCGCACGCUUCUCGCCGAGCAUGUUGCUGUGCAGAAGGCCGCGAUUGAUCGUAGGUCGACGGUGCUGGAGAAACGCAGGGUCGCGAGGGAGAGGGAGGAGGCCAGGGCACGGAGGGAGGGUGUUAGGGAGCGCCGUCGCUACCUCGAAGCCAUCUCUCGCAUCCCCGAUACCGUAGAUGAGUCCCAGCCCGCGCACACCACUUCCUCGAAUCAGCACCAUCCACCCAAAGCACCACCACCCGUCUACACAGGCAGCAUCCAAUCCAUUCCACUGCAUCACAACCCCUCCCGCACCGUCCUUACCGGGCUCCAGACAAGCAGCGCCGACGUAUCCCUUCCGCGGCGGUCGAUGACGAAUCUCAUUUCCGAAGACCGACAUCUAGACGGUGAUGCAGCGGUUCACCAUCGUGCUCCUACCAACCCUCGACGCCUAGCAUCCAACGCGAAAAGCCACCCCAGACGUCUCCACACCCGCACCCUGCACAAAUCGGCAGCUUACCACGCCCAAGCAGCCGACAUGCGCAUGGUUCGGACAGAGGCGGGGCGGAAAGUACUGCCGCCGCCUAGCCGACAAGGAAUACCUGCUGACGAGGUCGGAAAUGUGAGCGGCGACGACGCGAGCCGUCCCAUCACAACACCAUCCUCCAAACCUUUCACCCCCACAACGCAAUCACAGAAACCCAGCACCGCCGACACAGGCAAACAGAUCUGGCGUCGCGUCCAACUCCGCCUCCUCGCCGCCGGCCAGUUCCAAUCCCCCACCGCCACCGCCCCUCCCAAAGUCUUCCGCACAGAAGCCGCCUUCCGCCGCUUCAAAGAAAAAUACAACGACCCGAAUUUAGACAAAGACAUCCCGGAUGAAGAGACGGAGAACAGUGAGGAGAAGGCCGGCCCGGCGGGGACACGGUUGGCGAGCAGGGUGGCGAUGUACACGUCUGCGACGAGGAACCGGAAACGAACCGUGGCGUUUGUGCAGAGCCGGGGGACGACGGGGGGCGGGGUGGUGGGGAAUCUGCGGAGCGGGGAGGCGGCGGGGAGGAGCGGGACGCCACCACCUCGGAAUGGUGGUGGGAAGGCGAAAGAGCCGACGGCGCUGAUGUCGGAUACUGACCUGGGAGUGUUCGCCCUCCACCUCCGCACCGCACGGACCGACCGCUCCUCCCCACCGCCUAAUCUAGACCUCAUCGACACGGGCGAGUCCACCACCAUCCCCGCCGACGACACGACAAUGGAAGUCGACGCAUUCGGCGUCCCCGUCCGUGCAGGUGGCAAACGACGCGGGACGAUGAUCGCAGUUACGCGGCAGGGCGGGGUGGACACGCGGCGGGACAGUGUCAGUGUCGGACGUGGAGGUGGUCGGGGUACACCUGAUCUCAACACGGGGAUCGCGGAAGUGAUGUUAGAUACCAGCGGGACGGUGUUGACACAUGAGGAAGCGCUCUCGGCUGCCGUGGAGCAGAUGGGGAAGGGGAGGAGGGGGAUGAGUGCUUCACAGCAACCAACGCAGGCGAGGCAGUCGGAGUAUGGCAAGGAGAGGGGGAUGAGUGGGACUGGGGAUCGGGGUAGUGGCGCGGGAAGGGAGAGGUUGAGGACUGCGCCGACGGGGGACAGCGCAGGUGCCAAUCUGAAUCAGCAGCAGCAGCAGCAGCAGCGUGGGGAGUCGCAGGUGAGAGCUUCCACGGCUCCACCGGGAUCGUCUGCCAAACAAGGCGAUUGGCGGGCGGGCACGAAGCCUGCGAGCGGGAAUGAUCUCGGGGUUGGACUCGCAGAAGAGGAUGAGGGUGCCCAUGAAGAUACCGUACAUGAGACAGAGGAAUCCAACACCGGCGACACAGUCCCAUACGACCCCACAACCGCCCUCCCCACAACCGCCCUGACCACGCACCCUUCCUCCCCACCUCCCCGCCGCCGUCCGCGAGUCUUCAAAACCUGGCAACCCAUCUCCUUCAGCGCCGCGGCCGAGACCAAACGGGUGUUGAUGCCCAAACGUCUUUUCGAACUGCCAGCGUCGUCCUGUGGGGAGGGAGAGUGGACGUCAACGGUGAUGAAGGGUGUGACGCCGGUUGUUGUUGAUAAGUGGAGGGAUGAUGAUACUAGUAAGGGAGGGGAGAGGAUUGCGGUGCCGAAGGUGAUGCGAUUUUGGAGUACGGCGCCUGGGGCUGCUGCUGCGGGAGCGCCAGUAUCGCAUGCACGGAGUUGAUGAGAGU